UUUUUAGUUAUUUUUUAAUCGUUGGUUUUUAAGAUAUGUCGUCGGAGAUCGAGGUGGUGGAAGAGGUUCAGCCAUUUAAACAAUCGGGUGCCGUCGUGACGAAUGAAAUUGUAUAUGGGCAAGCGUAUAAUGGGGUUGUUGGUAAUCAUAAUUAUUACGAGAGCUUGAGGUCCGAUAUAUAUAGCGCUGCUGCUUAUGGGGAUUUGGAGAAGCUUCAGAGGCUGGUUGAGCACGAGGGUUGCUCUGUUUCAGUGCCUGAUGCCCUUGGUUACUAUGCUCUCCAGUGGGCCACUUUGAAUAAUAGAACCGCCGUUGCCCACUAUAUCAUCGAGCAUGGUGGAGAUGUUAAUGCCAAAGAUUACAGCGGGCAGACGGCCUUGCAUUGGAGUGCAGUACGAGGUGCAACACAAGUUGCUGAGAUUUUACUCCGAGAGGGUGCUCGGGUGGAUGCUGCAGACAUCUAUGGCUAUCGGAUAACACAUGUUGCUACACAAUAUGGCCAAACUGCUUUUCUCUAUUACGUUGUUUCGAAAUGGAAUGCUGGCCCUGAUUUUCCUGAUAAUGAGGGAAGGAGCCCUUUGCACUGGGCUGCUUAUAAAGGUUUUGUUGACUGCUUACGUCUUCUUUUAUUUCUCGAUGCACAUAGAGGACGUCAAGACAAAGAGUGUUGCACUCCUCUUCAUUGGGCAGCUAUUAAGGGUAACCUAGAAGGUUGCCUUAAACCUGCACAGCUUGCUUCUGAAAAGAAUCACAGAAAAGUUGCAUUUUUACUUGGAAAUGCUAGAAGGUUACACGAAAAUCGCCAUGAUGGGGACCUAUAUUCAACCUGUCAUAAUGGGUGUGUCUCUCGAUCUCUUCAGGACUAUGUUGCUCCAACUCUUCUUCUUUAUGUACCCUUUCUGACAUAUAUUCAGACAUGGUUAUGGGUAUUUGACCCUCCAAAUAAAUGGAAAAUGAAAAUGAUCAUUCUAGUGGGGAGGGGUAUGGGGUCGUUUACUUUGCCAUGGGUAGUUGUCGCAGGAGUCAACAUGUUGACUUGUAUUCCAAGAUUUACAAGGCCAGUACCAACGGAUCAAAAAGAUAAUAUGGGAAAAAUCAUAAGUGAGGUGCAUUUUUGUCAUUACUUUUUUUUUCUAUGCAGCAAGGAUCCCGAUUUCAUCAAGAGGAAUGUCCAUGACAAUCAAGACAUGAAAGAUGAUGAACCUUUACUGAAGAUUGAGGUAAAUAAUCCAGCUUUGCUAGCUGGAAAUUGGUCUCAGCUUUGUGCAACAUGCAAGAUUGUCAGGCCUCUUCGUGCCAAAAACUGCUCCAUUUGUGAUCGUUGUGUUGAACAAUUUGACCAUCAUUGCCCUUGGGUAGCAAAUUGUGUUGGCAAGAAAAACAAAUGGGAAUUUUUUGUUUUCAUUGUUUUUGAAGUUUCAGCGAUGUCGAUUACUGGUGUAGUUGCUAUGACAAGAAUCUUGACGGAUCCAAUGGCUUCAUCCGCCUUUUCACCAUUGCUGAACCAUGCUCGUACUCGUCGUAUUGGUGCAUUAUCAUUUUUUAUUGCGGAUAUUCUCCUCUUAUUUAUGGUGAUCUCUAACUGUCUGUUUCAAUUGCUACAGAUAUCUCGGAAUAUAACAACGAGCGAAAUGGCAUAUAUCAUGCGCUAUAGUUACCUCAGGGGUGCUGAUGGUCAGUUUAGAAAUCCCUAUGAUCAUGGAUGUCGGAAAAACUGCUCCGAUUUCCUGAUCAACAGCUACCAUGAAGACGUGCCAAUUACUGAAGAUUCAGUAGAUUCCAAAGGAACUGGGUUGGUACAAAUGUCAAUGGAACCAAACUUGCAAAAUGCUGAUUCGCAUGCUCUGGCGAACGGAAACGCCCAUGUAGCUAUACAUGUUAAUUCUAGCAACACCAAUGCACAUCAUGGCCAUGUUCAUUCUUCGCACUGCAGCCAUUAACAAUAGCAAAGCGGAAAGCUGAGAACGAGCCUUUGGUAUCAGAUCUUGGUUGUGGAUAGAGUAGCAUUCAUACUGUCGCAACUUUGCGAUAUUCACAUCCAGAUAAGUUCAAACUGAUGUGCAUCGGAUUAAAAGCUUACAUACAUCCGGUUUGAGAUUUUUUUGAUCUAUCAGUCACUCAUCCUUUCUGUUUUCAGUUUAUGGGUGCUGCAUUUUUCCGACUUUUCGCAUU
This is a messenger RNA of Hibiscus syriacus, 2172 nucleotides long. RefSeq names its product protein S-acyltransferase 24-like. Gene Ontology annotation, biological process: protein palmitoylation. Gene Ontology annotation, cellular component: Golgi membrane. The coding region runs from base 36 to 1940 and encodes 634 amino acids. The transcript has 12 exons. NCBI's taxonomy places the organism in Eukaryota, Viridiplantae, Streptophyta, Magnoliopsida, Malvales, Malvaceae. Gene Ontology annotation, molecular function: palmitoyltransferase activity; protein binding. The record is from RefSeq and is a predicted model, not a curated record.